ACCAACUCACUGGUCAUGAUCAGCAGCAGAACGAGUGCGAGAGAGACGAGACACGCAGAGAACAGACACACGGAUUGACCAUAUUUAAUAUAAUCUUUUUCAAUAUUGUUGUUAUUGCUUCAUUUUUCACCAGCACAAUGUUUCCAGUGUUUCCAACAGUGCUGGUUCUGGUGUGUGCAUGUGCUGCGUCAGCUGGGAUUAACGGUACGAACAACGGCACCGUGCAAGGGCGGACGUUUCUUGCCUCUGUUGGCACAUAUGAACCAAUAGACGCGGACUAUCUCAAUUCGUUGGAUGAGGUCACCCGAUCUUAUAUAUCGAAAAGUGGGCUAGUGCGUAAUGUAACCAGCAUCAAGAGGGUGGAAAUCUCAGAAGAAGCGCUGUUGUUUCUCACAGGCUCUGUGUCCACCAUCCUCAUCCCUUCCUUCUACACACUGGUCUGCCUCCUCAGCUUGCCGAUCAACAUUUGUGCAGUGGUGGCCUUCACUCUGAGGAUCAAACCCAAGAAGCCGGCGGCCAUCUACAUGUUGAAUCUGGCCUGUGCCGAUCUGCUCUUUGCUGUGCUGCUCCCCUUCAAGAUCUUCUACCACUUUGGAGGCAACAACUGGAUAUUCGGCUCGCUCAUGUGCCGUGUGGUAACUGCAGCCUUCUACUGGAACAUGUACUGUUCUGUUCUGCUCAUAACUUGCAUCAGUUUGGACCGCCUUCUUGCUGUAGUCUAUCCUAUUGACUCCCUGUCUUGGAGGAGGCCAAAGAACGCAAUCAUGGCCUGCGUCGCCAUGUGGAUAUUAUCCUUCGCUGGCACUGUGCCCCUUGUCCUCCACGACCAGACUUUUCACCUCAGUCAGCUGAACAUCACCACCUGCCACGACGUCCAGUCUGUCCACAAGGUAAUCUGGUACUACAAGUUCUACUUCAUCGCCCUCUGCUGCGCCUUCUUCUUCCUGCCUCUGCUCGUCACAGUGGUGUCCUACACUCGUGUGAUCUGGGCACUGAGCAGAGUCCCACGCGGCGUUCUAGGACGUUCACGCAGGACAACAAGAGCAGUGGUGAUGGCUGGAACAGUGCUGGUGAUAUUUGUGCUGUGUUUCACGCCCACAAACUGUCUACUGAUGGCCCACUAUCUGCAAUUUAACGGAGGAGGUGCUGAGGCGAUCCAAGAGAGCACUGAUGGCUCUUACGUAGCCUAUCUCGUGUUUAUGUGUUUGGGAAGUCUGAACUGCCUCCUGGAUCCCCUGGUCUACUACUUUGGCUCAUCCCAGUGCCAGAAACAACUGUCCAGCACACUGAGGUGUGAGAAGAUUUUGGAUGGCAGCAGCAUUCAGUUCUCAUCAUCUGAUUCCCGCCGAUCCAGCUCCAGAAAAAUUCUGAAAUCCAGCCGCACAGAAAGUACCAAAAUACACAAUCCAGUCACCAAGACAGACUCGUUCCAGGCCAACCUCAACAGCCAGUAUAAUAAACUGCUGGUUUGAGAGACUGGUUUGAGAGAUCUGAGAAGAUGUGACUUAACUAACUCUUACCUGUAGUCGACCAUAGUCUUUAUUAUGAAGGUCAAUUAAAAGCAAAGAGGGCACAAAGCCAAUCUGUAGUGUUUAGUCUGCUGUAUUUCUUUUUCUGUCAUGAUGACAGGAUAGUAGAGAUUAAGAUGAGACUGUUUUUGAAGCACUUCAUGUGAACAUUUCAUACUAUGAAAUGUUUUUCUUUUUUGCACAGCAAGUGUUUAUAGGUGUUUUCAGACAUGGACUCUGUAGAAUUGGGUACAGACUCUCUUUAGAGUUUGUCUUUCAAACAUGAACCAGCCAUAUUCUCCACUCAGAAAUGAAGACUGAAAUCUGUGGAGCAUUCAAGUGGGGGCUGGUGCAGCAGUCCGGACUGUCAGGGUAAUAUCGCUGAGGAGAUCACAUGUUUUUAUGUACAUCACAUGGACACAGGCGUCUCCCCUCAUCACCAAAGGCUCUCUCAACGUCUUUGCAGUUUUAUUUGUUUUAGUUUUGCGCCUAUUGUUUGUCAGAGACGUCAUCAACCCCCCACUUGCUCGGGUUGAAUCCUGCGGAGGAUCUCCUGCCGUGUUCUCACAUCGGCUCCUUCAGACAUUCUGCAGACUUUUGACUAGAGGGUUUGCUUGCUGAAGAAACUCCACAGAAAGUCCAGAGGCUCUCAAUUGGAGUUUGCCAUCUUACAUACAGCUCCUCCCGAGAAAUCAGGAGAUUAUCCGGAGUUCAGAACAUAUCUGUAAGCAUCUAUGAUUUUAAGAACUAAGCCCAUAGGCAUUACAUUUAAUGAAAGUAAAUGACUUGCUACUUUGGUCUAUAUUUUGAAUUAUAUCAGCUUAAAUUUGCUUAUAAGCUCAUUUUCAUGGUCUUGUGUUUUUUGUUUUACUUUGUAAUUACUUACUGAAGUGUUACAUACAUUUUAGUCCGACUUUGAUGGGUCAGUCCCAGAAACAGCCCAGGCACUGGAUUAUGCCACCCACCUUAAUAAAGUUAGAUCUAUGUUGCCUCCUGCUGGUGAUAAAUGUGCAGUACUGAAAGUUUGUCCAAUUAAAGCAUUUUACACCUCUGUCAGGGUCGGUUACUCCAGCAGAUGGCGCAACACUAAAGGAAGUAGAAAUACAGACCGCUUGACUUCACACUCCAACUCACACACUAGCAUUGGUGUUCAGGGAGAAAGAGUUGACUAAUUUGUUUUAAUUAAUUAUUUUUAUUCUUUAACUUGUGCAGAAACGGUGAGUGGAAUUUAUACUGCUGGAAUAAUCAUUUCCCCUGAUAACACCGACACAUAUGAGAUAUUAUCGGAAAUAGAUAUGAUCUGAAUCUGCGAUCUGUUCGAUAAAUGCGGCGGAAGGAAGUUUUUUUUUCCAUAAUAAAUGGCACAAAGCCAAUCUGUAGUGUUUAGUCUGCUGUAUUUCUUUUUCUGUAAUGAUUACAGGAUAGUAGAGAUUAAGAUGAGACUGAUCAAAUAUGUAAGUGUUGAUGAAAACACAGAACAAAAAUAAACCAGUAAAUAAAG
Molecule: messenger RNA, 3009 nt
Organism: Platichthys flesus (European flounder)
Lineage: Eukaryota; Metazoa; Chordata; Actinopteri; Pleuronectiformes; Pleuronectidae
Product: proteinase-activated receptor 1-like
Exons: 2
Coding region: 138-1472 (444 amino acids)
Biological process (GO): thrombin-activated receptor signaling pathway; phospholipase C-activating G protein-coupled receptor signaling pathway; positive regulation of blood coagulation
Cellular component (GO): membrane
Molecular function (GO): thrombin-activated receptor activity
Source: RefSeq, a predicted model, not a curated record